Messenger RNA from Homalodisca vitripennis (glassy-winged sharpshooter), 2179 nucleotides. RefSeq lists its product as uncharacterized. Lineage: Eukaryota; Metazoa; Arthropoda; Insecta; Hemiptera; Cicadellidae. The record is from RefSeq and is a predicted model, not a curated record. The coding region runs from base 397 to 2025 and encodes 542 amino acids. The transcript is spliced from 3 exons.
UAUACGUGUUGUUUAUAAUUCAACUCACCUAAAACUAGUGUAAUUUUAUUUUAAUUUCUUUUUCUUGGAAAUUUAAUCUCUCGUUUGCUUAGGUAACUUUGUUAUUAUUACAAUAAAAGAUAAUGUCUGUGAAGUUGGCAGUGCAACUUCAAAGUAUUGUUAUAGAACCUAUUCCAAACGUUUGUGCUUCGUUUGUGCACGUUUGUGCACGCAAUAUUGAAGUUUUUGUUCGAUGUAUUCGGGUAUUCCCCAUCAAUAAAGAAUUGUCAUAAGCACUGGUAACUUCAUACAAGCAGUGAAACUUGUUUAGAAGUAUUGUAUAACAAAGGAAUGUUGUAAUAAAACUUAUUGUAUAGAACACUCUGUUACAAAAACUGGACCAAGUCCUCUACUGCAAUGGAGGCAGACAUAAUAGUUGAAGGCUUUAGGAAAAGUAUUGAGAUGUACAACUUGAAAUAUGUCAAUGUAAUAGGCGAUGGUGACAGCAGUGUAAUGUCAAAGCUAACUGAGUGUCAGCCGUAUGGUCCCAGGACAACAAUAGGAAAAAUAGAGUGUACCAACCAUCUGCUCCGAAAUUACAUUCGUAAAAUACGAGAUAUCGGCGGGCAGAAAAGAAACCACUUAGGUCCGGUUCCAGGAGAACUAAGGGACAAGAUUCUCAGCCGUUUGAUGAGACUUCGGCAUGCUGUGACUGGAGCAGUCAAACAUCAUAAAAGUAAUUCUUCAUACCAACUCAUUCAUGAUACGUUAAAACAGUUAAAGACUGAUAUUAUGAAUGGUCCAAACCACGUAUUCGGAGACCAUUCUAAGUGCCAACCCUAUUUUUGUAAGCGGUCGAAAAACAGAGAAGAAAAUUAUGUAGAAUUACUUAAAUCCUACGGAGUUUGGCAAGACAUUAUGGCAGCCAAUACAUUCCUAGCCAACUUCACUUAUAGCCUGCUACAGUGCGUCACAUCAAACAUUGCAGAAAGCUACAAUGCUAAAGUGUGUAAACUGGUUGGGGGAAAGAGAGUGAAUUUGGUGCAAAGGAACAGUUACACUGCAAGAAGUGAAUUGUCCGCGUUAUCCACUAAUGACAAUGAAGAAGUACAUCGCCGUAUUUAUAAAAAGUUGGCGUCAGGUCAUAGUCCUGGAAUUCAUUCGAAAACGUUGGCGCACCGGAGAUGUAGGAGGAGGACUAGGACAAGAAAAUCACUUUUUCGUGAAGAGAGGACGAAGAAAUUUCGUUCAUUUUGCGCUGACCAUGAUUAUGGCGAUGUUGCUGCUGUAGACAUUGAACCAGACGAGUUUGAACACAAGAAAGAUACUUUUUUGAAUUCACUCAAACUUGAUACCGAAACCCGGACCCAGUUAGAAUUAGACUCUCGUGGCCAGAGUACUUGCGAACUGUGGAAGCACGAGCGUAGAAAGAGACUAACGGCAUCAAAUUUUGGGAAAAUAUGCAGGAUGAAGUCAACUACACCGUGCCAAAAAACAGUGGAACAACUCCUAUACAAAUCGUUCGUUGGAAACAAAGCCACGAGAUACGGUGUGGAGAAUGAGCGAAACGCCAUAGAUGAACUGGAAAACCUCAUAGGAGCCAAAGUGGAAGAGUGCGGACUCUUCGUAGAUCCAGUUCAUCCAUUUUUAGCUGCUUCACCUGAUGGCAUUAUAGACGGCAAGGGAUUAGUUGAGGUUAAAUGUCCGGCUGCAGCAAAAAAUUUAACUCCAGCAGAUGCUGUACGAAGAAAAAUUAUAAAAUUUUGCAAGCUGGAUGAGUGUGGCGAAUUAAAGUUAAAAGUGACUCACUCUUAUUAUUAUCAAGUACAAGGACAACUCCAUGUAACAGGAAAACAAUUCUGUUUAUUUACAGUAUGGACACCUCACGGAGUAUCAGUGGAAAAAAUUUUGAAAAAUGAUGAGUUCUGGCUUAAACAUAUGAAAAUUCCACUUUUAACUUUUUACCACAAAUGCAUAUUGCCAGAACUAGUUGACCCAAGAUACCCUCGAGGGCUUCCUGUGAGAGACAGACUAGAUGUUUUGUAACUAAAAUUUUAUGUUAGUAUAAUGCAAUAUACGUGACGAGAGCAGGUGAUCCUAGUAAUUCAUUUAAUUAAAAAAAUCUUUAAAAGUCUUAAAAUUCUUAUGUGAUCUGAUAAUUCUAAAAAAAAUGAAAGAAUGAUUAUAUAAACAAGAAAAU